AUGGCAAGGCGUGCCAUGGCCACCAGCCUGCUCCAAGUGCCCCCGCCCCAGGGGCUGCUCCGGCCGCUGGCCGUGCCAGAGAGACUGCUGCUCGGGCCGGGGCCCAGCAAUGUGCCCCCCCGCAUCCUGGCUGCAGGCGGCCGGCAGCUCCUGGGCCACAUGCACCCCGAGGUGCUGCAGGUGAUGGACGAGAUCAAGGCAGGAAUCCAGUACGCCUUCCAGACACAGAACCGCCUGACACUGGCCAUCAGCGGCACCGGCCACUGCGCCAUGGAGGCUGCCCUCCUCAACCUCCUGGAGCCCGGUGACACUGCACUGGUGGCCGUCAACGGCAUCUGGGGACAACGCGCCGUCGACAUCGCCAGGAGGUUGGGAGCCAAUGUUCACGAGCUGCUGAAGCCCCCAGGAGAGUACUUCACCCUGUGGGACAUCGAGGGGGGUCUGGCACAGCACAAGCCCUCAGUGCUCUUCAUCACCCAUGGCGAGUCCUCCACAGGGGUGCUGCAGCCACUGGAGGGCCUGGGCGAGCUAUGCCACCGGCAUGGCUGCCUGCUGCUCGUGGACGCAGUGGCAUCGCUUGGCGGAGCCCCCAUUUUCAUGGACCAGCAGGAGAUCGACGUUCUAUACUCGGGGUCUCAGAAAGUUCUCAACGCCCCCCCUGGCAGCGCCCCCAUCUCGUUCAGCAAGCGAGCCAGAGAGAAGAUGCUGAGGAGGAAGACGAAGCCCCCAUCCUUCUACUUGGACAUGGGCUGGCUGGCAAACUACUGGGGCUGUGAUGGGGAGCCACGAAGGUACCACCACACGGCACCAAUCAACAGCUUCUUCAGCCUGCGGGAAGGCUUGGCCGUGCUGGUGGAGCUGGGUCUGGAGAGCUCUUGGGAGCGUCACCGGGCCACCUGUGCCCAGCUGUGCCAGGGGCUCCGCAACCUGGGGCUUGAGCUCUUCGUGAAGGAGGAGAAGGUGAGGCUUCCCACCAUUACCACUGUCAAGGUGCCUGAGGGCUACAACUGGAAGGAGAUCACAGCCUUUCUCAUGGACAACCACGCCAUCGAGAUCGCCGGGGGCCUGGGCCCCUCAGUGGACAAGGUCCUGCGAAUCGGCCUUAUGGGCUGCAACUCGACCAGCGGCAACGUGGACCGUGUGCUGCAUGCCCUGCGAGAUGCCCUCAGCCACUGCCGCCGCAGCAGGCUGUGAGCACCCCAGCAAAAUCAGGGUCCGGACGAGGCGGCGCGGCACUUCCCCCCCCAUGCCAGGCUGCAGGCAGCUGGCAGGCAGAGGGGCUCCACUGCCUCCUUGAGAUGCUGGCAGGAAAGGCUGCAACACCCAGCAACCCAAGCCAGAGUGGGAAAGAGAAGUUGGAAGAGCAAAGGGACGUGGAGGUGAGGGCUGCAGCUCAGCAGACAUGGGAUGUGGCUCAAAACCUCUUAGUCCCCACACAGGGUCACCCGUCACUUUGAUGGCCUGGCCUCCCAGUUACUCCCUUUCCCCAGGGUAUUGCAGCCCCACUGCAAACUUACACGAGGGCUGGAUGCAGGGUCUGACCACAGAUCUCUUUCCCUCCCACCACCAUCACCCUCGUCAUCCCUACACCAGAGCCCACCAGCACAGGACGCUAUCCAUCCCCCCCCAGAUUAGGUACCCUGACCCAGUGUCCAGCUCUACCAGGGAACUCCAGAGGCCAUGCAUUCCCACCCAGCUGCAGCAGACCUGUGCUCGCUCCUCGGUACCAUCUUUCCUCAAUAAAGUGACAUGGCAGCAUGCU
This is a messenger RNA of Tyto alba (common barn owl), 1762 nucleotides long. RefSeq names its product alanine--glyoxylate and serine--pyruvate aminotransferase (gene AGXT). Gene Ontology annotation, cellular component: peroxisome. The coding region runs from base 1 to 1194 and encodes 397 amino acids. The transcript is spliced from 11 exons. NCBI's taxonomy places the organism in Eukaryota, Metazoa, Chordata, Aves, Strigiformes, Tytonidae. The record is from RefSeq and is a predicted model, not a curated record. Gene Ontology annotation, molecular function: L-serine:pyruvate transaminase activity; L-alanine:glyoxylate transaminase activity.